GUUAAUGAAAUAUACUUUUUCAUAUAACAGUUCGUCAGUUGCUUAGACGAUCCUAACUUAUUAAUCAGUUACGAUGAUUUGGUGGAUGGUGUAUUAUUACAUAAUGUAUUUUUGCAAAUAGAUCCAGAACCACUGUAUGAUGAAGUAAUACCUGCAAAAGGAAGUCCAGUAAUUCGCAUAAAAAACUUAAAAGUCGUAAUAGAUAAUAUGAGACAAUUUUAUGAAGAAGAAUUAAGUCAUAUAAUUCUGAGGUCUCCAGAUACAAUAAGUUUAGGCAAGGAGCCGCAAUCAUGUAUUCCUGAAAUGAAAUUGUUAUUAUUAUUACUCCUUGGUUGUGCUGUACAGUGUCCUAACAAAGAAAAAUUUAUCACUAAUAUAAAAAAAUUAAAUGUUGAUACUCAACUUGCAAUAGUAGAAUGUAUUAAACAGGUCACAGAUCAUCAAAAUAUAGUUAUUAAUCAAGAUUCAAUGGAAAAUAUAAAUAUGGGAUAUUUAUUUGCACAAAUGAAAAGGAUGUCUCACGAACUAGAUUUAUAUCGUCAGAGAUGGAGGGAUAUUAUUAUAAACGAAUGUAUUAGAAAAAGUGAUUCAUCAAUCAACGCAGAAGCUGAAGAAAUAAACAAAGUGCAACAAUCUAACCCUGUUGUUAAAUCAGAACGUGAAGAUAAUCAUCACUAUGCAGUUGAAUUGGCCGACUGGAAAUCGAGAGUUAGAAAACAUCGACAAGAAUUAGAAGAAAAAACGGAAGCAUUGUUAGAAUGUAAAGAAGAACUUGAGUACCAUAAGAUGUUAGUAAACAAAUUAAAACGAGAGAACCAAGAAUUAAUGCAUGAAGCACGCACAGCAAAGUCUUAUAGAGACGAAUUAGAUGCGGUAAUUGAAAGAGCAGAUCGUGCCGAUCGAUUGGAAUUGGAAGUAGUAAGAUACAGAGAGAAACUUACAGAUAUAGAAUUUUAUAAAACACGCAUAGAGGAGCUACGUGAAGAUAAUAGAGUUUUAAUGGAGAAUAGGGAAAUGCUAGAGGAUCAGUUAAAUUCAUCGAGAAGAAGAGCAGAUAAAGUACUGGAACUCGAGUCUGAAAUCCUUAAAUAUAAACAGUUACUGAAUGACAUGGCAUUGGAACGUGCGGCUGAUAAAGAAAAAUAUCAAGAAUUAGUUGAAGAAAACACUCAAUUACAUAAAUUAGCGAAAGCUGCUGCAAAUGAAGCUGCCUUAGAUAGUUCUAUAAGUGAUUCUGAAGAACCAGCGCAUGCUGAUAAUAGAUUGUCUGAACAAUUGACAAAUAAUGCACAAACACGGGCUUUAAAACUUGAAUUAGAAAAUCGUCGAUUGGUUACUUUAAUAGACUCCUUAAAAGAAAGUUCCUUUCAUGAAAAUUCAUCUCGUGUAUUGGAACUAGAAAAAGAAAAGAAAAAGUUGCAAUUGAAGAUUGAAUCGUUAAAUGAUAAUAUUGAAAGAUUAACACAACAAAAUUCGGAUUUAGAAUUGGUUUGGAAGCAAGCACUCGAAGAAAACAAAAAAUUACAAAACUCAUUACAAAACCAAAGGACGUCAUCCGAGAAACAGCAACAGGAGUUCCAAACUCAACAUACAAAAAUGAUAGAACUGGAAAAAAAUUGCGAUACAGCAGUGAAAGAAAAACAACGAGUUCAGUCUUUAUUGGAAAGUGUACAAAGACGAGCAGAUGAUUUAGAACGUAGUUUAGAGCUUGCCAAUCAAAAAGUUGAAGAAUUAAAAAUUAUAGAAAAUAACGUAAAAGAAAUUAAUUCCAAGUGUCUUGAUCUUGAAUCAAAACUUGUGGCAGUAGAACGAGAGAAAGAUAUAGCACAGCGCGAUGUGCAUCGAUAUCGAGAAACAAUAGAAGAAAAGGAUGUUGCAUUAGAUAAAGCAACAAAUAGUAUUGAAGUUCUAGAAAGGAAAAUAAUGCAACUUGAACAGGAACUUCAUGAUUCUGUUACACAAAUUUCAAGAUUACAAGAAAUUGAAAGAUCCAGUAAGGAGCUUGAUUCACGAGCAGCUAUUGAUAGGGAAACGUUAGAAAUUCUGCAAUCGAAUUUAGUAGCUGAAAAAUUGAAUACUCAACAAUUAUAUACAGUUCUAGAAAAACUUGGACUCAGUGAUAACAUGUUGUUGUCAUUGCCAUUGGAUAAUAUUGUUAAAAAAAUCGCGCAAAUUCCGGAAGUCGUCGAUUAUAUAAGAAAAUCAAAUAAUUCCUGCUGUUGUGAAAAGUCAGUACCUGAAUCUACAAAUUCCGAGAGUAAUGCAACUAAUAACAUUCAUAAUACACUAGAAGCAACAGUAGAAGCACUCAAGAAAGAACAGGAACAUUUAAAUAUGAAAUUGGCUGCUGCACAAGUAGCAUCAGAAAAUCUCCUAUCUGAAAAUGCGAAACUUCAAGUACAGAUAACAACAUUACAGUCUCAAAAUAAUUCUUUAGCAGCACAACAUACAGCCUUGCAACUUGCAAAUUCACAACUUGUUGCUGAAAAAGAAGAAUUGUUGAAAGAACGCAGUGCUCAUCAACAAAUACACACCCAACUGGUUCAUGAUCAAGUCACUUUACAAUCUUUGCACGAACAAUUAAAUAACGAAUAUGAAAAUCUUUUCCACGAACACGAUGCUCUCAAGUCAAAUUUACGAGACGUAAAAAAUGAAGUUAGAAUGUUACGCGAAUCUUAUGAAGGAUUGAAAGGAAAAAAUAAGACAUUACAAACUGAAAAGGAAUCAUUGGUGAAUGAUGCAAAGAGUUUGAAUAACUUGAGAGGAGAACAUUCAAAGCUGAAGGAUGAUUUUAGAAAUUUGUAUACUGCUACAGAAAAAUUGAAAAUGGAGUAUAGAAAUUUGCAAGAGGAUUAUAGGAAAAACAAAAUUGAAACGAACCGACUAAGCCUUAAGUUAACAGAAAUGCAAGGCGAGCUUAGCAGUAGAGAUGAAAGAUGUUCUAAUUUAGAACUUCAAAUUAAUAAAUUAAAUCAACGAUGUGAGAUGUUAUUGCAUAUGAAUUCAGGCUUAGAUAAUGAUAGACGAUCGUUGAUGGAUCAUAUUACUUUGUUGUUUAGCCAAUAUCAUGAACUUUUGACUCAUUCUCUUGAAGAUAAAGAACAUUAUCACAUGGAAGAAAAAAUAUAUACGGACAAAGUGAAUCAUUUAUAUAGACAAAAAGAAAAAUUGGAAGACAAAAUAAUGGAACAUUAUAGAAAGUUAGAUAGUUGUACUCCAAAAAAAAAAGGAUUUGGAGCUAAUUUCGUUCGAAGAGUUCGAAAAGUUGGAUCUGAGUUUCUCAAUAAGAAUCGACGAUCUUGGACGGAAGAGUCGAAACACUCAGAAGGAAAACCUUAUGAAUCAGAAUCUGGUGGAAAUGACUCUGACGCUAGUACAGAAGAUCACCGUUUAGCAGAAUCAACUAGAGCUCUUGGAUCAGAUACAUUGUCUCUUGGUCAUCCAGGGACUAGAAGAACAGUGUAUUACACUGAUGAUUCUCCACCACCAUCAACUACCGUACCAGAACAGGGAGAUGAUAGACGGUCUAUAUUAUUGGAACAAACUUCGCGAUCAGAGGUGCAAGUAGAACCACGACCGGUUUUGAUAUACAAUAAAGUAUCAGCAGUUAUAAACGAAUCAAACAAUCUUAACAAUAGUGGAAUGAAGGAUGUAGGGCAAGAAGAAACAAUUAUAGAAACUCCUGUAGACAAAGAUUCAAAAGUGGGUAAUCAGGUGUGGUACGAAUAUGGUUGUGUAUGAUCUUAUGCUGCUUCCAUCUAUUUGUGUUCUUGCCGCGAAAAAAAAUCGUAUUUUGUACUUUAUCAAUUUUUUACUUUUUAAUUCAAUGAAUGUUUUGCAUAAAUCCGAAUGUUUUAAAAGACUUGCAUAUAGUACUAAUUUUAAUUAAGUGUUCGCGAGUUCCUAGAAAGUUUUGUAUGAGGGUAAUAUAAGUUAUCAAUUUAUUUUGAAAUUGGAUUUAUUCAAUUUAUUUUAAAUAUUUGGUAAUUUUAAUACUAUUUUUUUAUUAGAAUAAUCUUAUGCAUUUAUAUUGACGUGCGUUUAUAAAGGGUUGAUGAAUAACCAAUAAUGUGCUAUAUAUGUGUAUAUCAAUCUAUAAGUAACAAUGCGAGAGUAUUCUCUUUUGAAAACAGUGUAACAACUAUAUAUAGCAUUAAAGUGACCUAAAUAUUCGAUAAAUAUUAUUAAUGUUCAAUUAGUUUUUAACCAUCAGUCAUUAAUUAAUUGUAUUAAUUGUACUGCCUUUCGCAUUUAUAAAAUACGUAAAAUAGUAGAAUUAUAAAUGUAAGAAAAAGAUUGCAUUGUUUUAAUCAUACCUAAUUACUUCUUUCUCCACAAUAUUGUACAUUCUAUACAUUUCUUUUAAUAAGAAAGAAAACUUUCAUCUUCAGAAGUAUUUUUUGGAUUGGAUACAAUUUUACAUUGCAAACGUUAUUGAAUAUUAUAAUCUAUAUAAAACUUUACAAAAUCAGUAAACGAACUAAAAAUUUCUCACUGUCACGGAAUAUAUAUUUAAUCAAUAUAUUUUAUAACGAUGAAGAAGGGAAUUUUUUAUGUUUUUAUUCUUUAGGUUUUUAAUAUUGAAGAAAUUAAUGGAUUAAAUGAAUAAUGCACCUUGAUAGAGUCUCACGGUUGAAAGUCUCACGAGUUUCAUCGUCGAGAGAACGCGUAACUCAAUAUUUUUUGUUAUUUUCUUCCAAGUUGGGAACAAGAGGUUCCGACUAAAAAAAACUGACCACCGUCUGUUCAAACCCUUCCUGAAUUAUUUCUCAGGCUUCAGAAAUUUGCAUAUGACGCGUAUCCAAGGAACUAUGUCGGUGAUCGAUAAAUAAGAUAUUAAUAUUUUUUUUUCAGCUCGUAUUGUUAAGAAAAAUAGAGCAUUAAACAUAGAGGAGCAUAUAUAUACUGCAUAGUAGAAUUUAUAAGUAGAAUUUAGAGGGAUAAGAUAUUUACUACAUAUUUCUUCAUUUUAUAUAACUAUUUAACUACUAUUAAUUAUAACUAAUUACUUUAACCACAAUUUAACAAAAAUUUUCCUAUUUCAUUAUUAAAAAUAUUCAAGUUUUUAUAUUACUAAUGCGAUCAUUUAAUGUGUAAUUGGCGCAUAAUUUAAUAAACAAAUCUUUAUUAGAUAAGAA
Molecule: messenger RNA, 5138 nt
Organism: Bombus pascuorum
Lineage: Eukaryota; Metazoa; Arthropoda; Insecta; Hymenoptera; Apidae
Gene: Girdin
Product: girdin
Exons: 21
Coding region: 208-3741 (1177 amino acids)
Biological process (GO): cytoskeleton-dependent intracellular transport; cytoplasmic microtubule organization
Cellular component (GO): cytoplasm; centrosome
Molecular function (GO): microtubule binding; dynein light intermediate chain binding
Source: RefSeq, a predicted model, not a curated record